Messenger RNA from Toxorhynchites rutilus septentrionalis, 15855 nucleotides. It is a transcript of the gene mam, whose product is annotated as neurogenic protein mastermind. The record is from RefSeq and is a predicted model, not a curated record. The transcript is spliced from 8 exons. Gene Ontology annotation, molecular function: transcription coactivator activity. Gene Ontology annotation, cellular component: nuclear speck. Gene Ontology annotation, biological process: positive regulation of transcription by RNA polymerase II; Notch signaling pathway. Lineage: Eukaryota; Metazoa; Arthropoda; Insecta; Diptera; Culicidae. The coding region runs from base 1299 to 5615 and encodes 1438 amino acids.
UGUGGAUGCAAUUUUGAUUGUUGUGAUAUUUGUUUUCGCGAGAAUAGCCAAAAACCGGAGAUCGAUUAGCAGAAGAAGCGAUUUGUUUAGUGUUUAGUGUUUAGUGGUUGACGGUAGUGGCGCUAAUUGACAGUUCCGCUCCGUCAGUGGAGAGGCCACAGAACGAACGAGCUGUGGCGGAAAGAAGAGUGUAACAGAAUUAAGAAUGAGAAACUUGUGUGUACAAUCGUUGUACAAUCCUUCCCGAAGUUGUGACCUAUCCACCCCGGUUGAGUCGGAGUCGUCGGCUAGUGAUGUUUUGAUGGUGUGCGUGUUCUGUUUGCCUUGCGUUAACGGGAGCGAUCGAGAGCGAAGAAGAGAGUGAGAAGGCGAAAAUACACAAGAGAGCAGUGUUUCCACUUCGAUCGGACAAGUGAUUGAUGAUUGCUAAGUGUGCAGACGAAACAGAACAAAAGUGAAUAACGAAAUUGAUGAGAAGCUGUGUAACGAUUAUUGUUGUUAUGUUGCAUAUGCACAAUAAAGAGAGCACAUUGUCGGGGUGAUUUCGCGAGUAAAUGCACUAAUUGUUGAUACGAUUCGUUGCGAUAAGUGUUAUUCAGUGACAAAGUGGAAUAAAAUGUAUGCAUGGUGUAAACAUACAAGCAAAAGUGCAUCAAAGAGAUCCGAGAGCACACACAAGGCUAAACAUUUGUUGUGACAUCAGUGCAUGGAAACAUUUUGAACGGUCUUGCGAACGUGUGUAUGUGUGUCGUUAGCUCUCUCUACCAUCCACUCCCUUCGCGUGAGUCCUCGAAACUGUAGUCAAUAGAUGUCGGCUGAGGAGAUAAGCCAGCCGUGCCAAGUGGUGAUGCCUUCUGCCUCCCGAUCCAAUCGAUGAGACUAACGAAAACGGUGAAUACAAAUCGGCGAAAUCCUCGCCAUGUUCUUCUGGCUUGUUUCUGUUGGUGGCUUCGAGACGAAAACGGAAAAAAAUUGCCGUUCAGUGAUUGAAGCAGUUGAAGAUGAGUGAUCCCUGUGACAGCAGUUUGUGUUCGGUUGGGGGUGAGCAUAGUCACAGGAAAGUGGACGUUCGACUGCGAUAAAAAUUGAGAAAAAAAAAACUCGCGCGAGUGUGGUGUCCUGUGCAUCUAUGUGUGCGAGUGUGUCCGUGUACAAUACUGGAAGAAGACAGGCGGGUUGUGACCGUGUUUCGGAAGAGAAGCGCAUAGGGGGCCUACUUGGGGACUGACCAGCCUUAAUAAGUUUGUGGAACACGCGCUCGCGAGCGUGCUACCACAAGUGCCAACUUGGAAGUCUGUAUGGAUGCGGGAGGUCUCCCAGUAUUUCCGGGUGCCAAUCAGGCCAAUCACCUGAACAGUCUCCACCUGCAGCAGCAACAACAACAGCACCAGCAGCACCACUUGCAGCAGAAUCAACAGCUGACUCUGCAGCAGCAGCAGCAAAUGCAGCUGAUCAACAGCCAACAUCUCCAGCAGCAACAGCAUCUUCACCUCCAACAGCAACAGCAACAGCAGCAACAAGUGCCGGGAGAUCUUAUCCCCUCGAAACGACAGGUUGCAUUUGCUCGGCUCAAGCGGCGGAUCGAGACCUAUCGGCGGAGGCAAACCGAUAGUACGCCACGGUUCGAACAGACGUUCAGUGGGGUUUGCGAGCAGCAAGCGUCCGAAACAAGUGCCCUGCGGAAGAAGCUUCUCGAGGCUAACAAUAAACGGGCGCCGAAAAAGACGGAGAAAAAGCAGUCCGAGCAGCAGCAGCCGACCCAGACGACGAUUGCCGGCAAUUUGCAGAGUAGUGUUCAUGUGCAACAAAAAUUCCUGAAAAGACCAUCAGACGACGUCGACCCCGUCACCGACUCGUACGAACCACCGGUCAAGCUUCAGCACAACGGCUCGGAGAAUUUGACCAAGUUCUCGGUGGAGAUCGUUCAACAGCUCGAGUUUACGACGUCGGCGGCCAACUCCCAGCCGCAGCAGAUCAGCACGAACGUGACGGUGAAGGCACUGACCAAUGCGUCCGUCAAGAGCGAGGGUUCCAGUCCAUCAGUCCACCAGCAGCAGCAGCAGCAGAGCCAGCAGGGACAAGGUCCUGGAGGUGGUGGCGGAGGAAAUGGGAACGGUAAUGGUGGACCAUCCGGAGGUGGAAACAACCCAGCGCAAUCCCCACACCUGCAUGACCUUGGCCACAUCGUGGACUUCAAGCAGGAGCCAGAGAACGAAUUCGCUGACCUGUCGGCGGCCCUCGAGAAGGACGCGGCUGCUAAUGGGCAUUUCCCGGGCCUGUCGGACCUCAUCGGUGACGACACGAACGACGAGAGCGACACGUUCAAGGAUCUCAUAUCGGACCUGUCGGACUUCCAUUCCGAUUUCCUGGACUUUGAGGAGAAACCACAAACUCAGCAGCCCAUGCAGUCGCACCCAUCACAGCAGCAGCAGCAGCAGGGUCCCCAGCAGAUGUUGCAUGCCCAGCAACAGCAACAGAUCGAGGUGAAGCAAGAAACCUGUAUCAAACAAGAACAUCCCAGCCCUGGAAUGUUGGACAAUAUGGGCAUCAAACGAGGCAGUCCUGUAACGCAACAAUUUCCUAACGCCUACAACGACGGCUUGGGGCCGAAGCGGGGUCCCUAUGGAAACCCCCAGAAUGGCCCCAUGUCCGAGUUGUCACCCGCUGCACAAACCCUCAAACAUAUGGCUGAGCAGCAUCAGCACAAAAACGCCAUGGGCAUGGGAUAUCCUCGCGGACCCCAGCCACCAAACCCACAGAGACCACCGUAUUCCGAGUUCAAUCAGUUCUCCAACCAGGACUUUAUGGGCAAUCCUACGGCGGGUGGCGGUGUCGGUGGGGGAGGCGGUGGCACCGGUACCGGGAUUGGGCCUGGAGGAAACCCGGUUGGAAAUCAGUUCCACAAGGGUAACGUGUCACCGUUCCCGGGAGCUGACCUGAUCAAACAAGAGCUCUACUCCCCGCAGAACGAAUUUGAUCUCAAGCCCCAGCUGAAUCGGUUGCCUCCGCAGAUGGGUGGUCCUGGUCAGAAGAUGGGUCCCGGACCGGGCGGAUUCAACAAACCAACUCAACAACAACAGCAGCAGCAACAAUACUCGCCAUACGGAUCGCCAGUCGGGGGAAUGCCUAACCAUGGCAGUCCUCAUGGGCCCGGUUAUAUUCCACCUCGGGGGCCAGGACCUGGAGCUGGCGGCGGAGGAGGUGGUGGCGUGGGAGGUGGCGUUAAUGGUGGCGGUGGUGUUGGUGCCGGAGGAGGCGGAGGAGGCGGUGGCGGAGGUGGUGGCUGUAAUGGAAAUGGUCCAGGAAAUGGCGGUAAUGGUGGCGGCGGUGGCGGUAGUAACGGUGUUCCUCCGAGGGGAGGACCGAUGGGAGGCGCAGCGAAUGCGACGAUGUUGCAGAUGAAGCAGACGCAGCAGUUGCAUAUCAGCCAGCAGGGACCCGGUGGACACGGAAUACAGGUUUCCGCUGGCCAACACUUACAUCUGAGUGGUGAUCUGAAGACGGGCGUUUCGGUGGCUGCCCAGCAAGGGGUAUUCUUCAGCCAACAGCAGCAAACCAAUCAGCAGCAACAAUCUCAGCAGCAGCAACAAGGUCCUCAACAAUCUCAGCAGCCUCCCAACCCGCAGCAGCAGCAACAGCAACCACAACAACAAGCAAAUCCCAAUCAAAACAACCCGAAUGGGGUCGGAAACAACAAUCCGAACGUUGGUGGUGGUGGGCCAAAUCAAAACAAUCCCCAACAGCAGCAGCAGCAAUCAAAUCAAGCACCUCCCAAUUCACAAGAUUGCAUGCCGGAAAACAGACAUUGGACCGAAUACCAACGACGCGGAAGAGUGCUGUCUCAUCAGAAACGGGGCCAGCCACGAUUUUCGUGGCUACAAUUUAGCACUAGACUGGGUAAUGCGGAGAGCGUUACGACGUCCAAGAAAGCUAGAGGAAAUGGAACUAACAAGACUCAAAGAGACAGAGAGUGUUUAGAAGGUUCCUCCAUGGAGUCCCAAUACACCGUGUCGCAGUCGCAGACCAUCAACUUUACGCAGCAAGCUUUGCGACAACGGCAACAACAACAGCAGCAGCAAGGCAAUGGCGUGAUGUCAAACCAAGGCCAACAACAGUCCGGACCUCAGCAGCAAACGGCGGGUCCAAAUGUUCCGAACCCGCAAACCCAACAACAGCAACAAGUUCCUCAGCCCGGUGGUCCAAACUCGGGCAUCUCCACUGGUGGAAUGCCGCACGGUGGACCUAUGGGUCAGAAUCCGAACGUUCCGCUUGGAAUGGGUGGUGGCAUGGGUAUGGGUCCUAACGGGGGUCUCAGCGGGCUCAGUUCAAUGGUAUCCAACUCGAUGGGAGGCGGUGGUGGCCCGGGUGGACAAAUGAUGCACAACAGUAUGGGGGGACCGGGUGGUCCCGGAGGUCCAGGUGGCCCCAUGGGGAUGCGCUACAUGCAGCAGCAACAGAUGAUCCGAGCGCAGGCCAUGCAGCAGCAGAUGGCCGUCGGGGGAAGACCUCCUCCGCCGGAUUACAAAGCGACCCAACAAUCGGGGAAUCCAACCGCUGCGAUGCUUGCGGUACAACAGCAGCAGAUGCUGCAUGCUUCCGGCGGACGUUUUCCAGCGAUGCGAAGAAUCACUCAGCAGCCCAUUCCACCCUCGGGACCGAUGAUGAGGUCACAGCAUCAUUCGGCCUAUAUGCAGCAGCAUGGUCACGGUGCUCCUCGAGGACUCGGUGGAUUUGGUCCCGGUGGUGGUGGAGGUGGGGGUAUUGUUGGCGGUCCAGCAGCAAUGGGUGGUGGGCCGGUUCAGAGGCCGCCAAAUGUGCAGGUUGGUCCUGAGGGUAUGCCCAUGGCUUCGCAGCAAGCCGAGUGGCGACACAUGAUCAUGUCUCAGCAGCAGAGCUUGAAUUUCGCUAGCGGGGGUGGAAAUAUGCGAUCCGGUUUCGGAGGAGUUCCCGGCGGAGCAGGCAAUGCGUUGGGUAUGCCCAACGGGGGACCUGUCGGUCGGAUGGAUCCCUCGGUCGGGGGAGGUGGUGUCCCUACUGGAGGUAUGACUCAGCUCCAGCUGCAGCAGCAAGCAAUGAUGCGACAGCAACAGCAGCAACAACAGCAGAGUAUGGGUAUGUAUCAGUCCCAGGGACAGAUGGCACCAAUGCAGCAGCAGAUCAACAUGAUGCAACAGCAGCAGACAAUGAUGAGUCAGAUGCAGAUGAAUCAGCUUCACAUGAGUCAAACGCAGACGAUGACGAUCCAGCAGCAGCAGCAGCAGCAGCAGCAACAUCAACAAGCAAAUCAGCAACAAUCUGUGAUGAAUUCGUUCAACAAUCCGGGUCUUGGACCGGGCGGUGGUGGACCAGGCCCAGGCGGGAACAACAACACUAGCGGUAGUAAUAAUAACAACGGUAAUAGCAACCCGAACAAUAGCAGUAGUAGCAACGGUCCCAACGGAUCCAACGGCGGCAACAACAACAACAACAACAACAAUUCCUCCGUGAUGCCCAACGCGGACUUUAGUUUGGAGUUCCUGGAAAAUCUUCCGGUGGGCGAUCCGAGCCAGUUCAACGCUCAGGAUUUGCUCAGCUCGCUGGACAAUGACAAUUUUAACAUCCAAGACAUUUUGUAAAAGUCUGGGCAAUCGAUCUCGAAACACAACACAACGAGAGUGCGACCGACGAAGAGCCUAAGGCUCGUUUCCAAAUAUGGGAGGGAAGGGUUUGCAUCCAAGCAGGCGGACCUUGUUCGCAAAAGUGGCGUAUUUAUUGAAAGUGAAUCAAAAAAAAAAACUAGCGAAAAGAAGACGAAUCAAAACAAACUCAUUACUCAUUACAACAAAAGAAGGGAGAAAAGAAGAUGAAUAACUCUUGUACAUAAAUAGUAUUUCUUGCUGUAGGUGAUUAGUGAUUAGGGUAUCCCAUACUCGUUGAGAAGCCAAGCGCGCGAAUAGUUUUUAGCAUUGAUUAGACACACUCAAGGGCAAACGAUUUUUUGUUCGUUCGUCCGUUCGUUCGUUGUACAUGUUUCCAUUAAUUUAUUGCCUAAACGAUUAAUCUAAGCCAGCAGCAGCGUGGUCUCAACCAGCGCGCCAAGAUACAACUAUAUAUUAUAUUAAGGCAGACUCUAACCCACGUUUUGUGUCAAAGGCUCGAUUCUCUAUCUCUCUCUUUUUUGCGUUUAAGAGUCGUUCAAAAUAGCAAUAGCGGAUAACAUUCCUUUACAUAGGUAUUUUAUUUUCUCUAAACGAUUAAGACACAGGAUAGCAAGCAAAACAAACGCGCGCCAUUAUUGUAGUGCUUCAUCCAUUUAUUUUUGUAUGAUAGAUUAUUUUCUUAUAUUUUUGUAAAAAGAUGUUCUGAAGCAAUCGUUUUUCGAUGUAUCGUUCGACAGUAGAGUAGAAGUAUGUGUAAGCGUUCGGGUCCGAUCACUUUUCAGAUGGUUUUGAAAUUUUGAAGAGUUACGGAUGAGAUCUUCCUGAAAACAGGAAAACUCAGAAAAAUAUUUGAGCAAAAUUUUGUUUAUGCGAAGGGUUGUUGUUAUGUACCUAGAUUGGGCUAGAAAUGGCGAUUGAAAAUGCGAUCAUUCUCAUAAACUUCACAACAAACAUACAACAUUUCAAUAUAAUACCAACGAAGUGUGUCAAGUAACUGCGUGAUUCAGUUUAAAGAUUGCCACUAUUUGAACAGAACACUUUCCGAGAUAUUUAAUAAAUAAUGAGGGAAAAAUGAGCCGAGUGUUUGUUGAACUUUUUUUUUUUCGAAAAUGAAACAAGCAAAGUUUAUCAUUUCAUGUUUCUUUAUUUCAAAUGACUGCCCUUCACAAACUGAACCACGCAACAGCUUGACAUUCUCUCAGUAUGAAAAUAAUUAGUGUUUCCAGAUCUAUUUCCGGAAAUUUCUAAACAAAAGAUUGGGAGUUCUUAAACUUUUCCGCUUUUAAAUCGUCUAGCACCUCGGUUACAGCUUCCUUGGCAAUUUCUGUGUCGUGGAUUCCUUUGAGGUGAGACUUUUUGGGAAUGAGGAAAAAUUGCUGGGGCGAGAUGAGGAUGAAACUAUAGGAAGGGUGCAAUUUUUUUGGUACCUUUUCACGCAAAAAACUCCAUAAUGAGAAUGUAGAUAUAACCAUGUUUGACGAGUUCAGAACUGAAGAUGCGAAACAAAAAUGUUAGAAAAUAAGUUAACUUCCAGAAUGAAGUGAAUGACAUUAUUAUCUCUCGUCACUCGCGGUGCAGAAUAAGGGGAAUUGCCACAAAUAUCGACAAAAAAAAAUCAGUGUUGUCAUCAGUCGUGAUCAGUGUUGCAACCUGUACAGAUUUAACUGAAGAGGUACAGAUUUUUUCGGUACAGAUUCUGUAAGGUACAGAUUACAUAUUUGUGUCCUAAAGUACAGAAUUUUUUUUGAUUAUUAAAUUUAUAACACAUGGGGCUGGUCAGGCAAGCGAGAACAAGAUUCGGUUUCAAUGAUUCGACUCUCAAGGUUGCUGCAAUUUUAUUCCUAGAAACGUUCCCAAUCUGAGCUGAAUAUCGUCCCCCAAAAGUAAAGUUGCUCCGUAAUGAAAUCACUGUUGCAUGAUCAUUGGACGAAAAUCAGAUGCCUAAGAAGAAUUGAAUUUCGCUAGCAUUUUCGCAUUUUCGACACUUCGAUUUCACUUUCAGUAUUCUUACUAUGGAGCAAUUCGACGCCAAAUCAGUCAGUCGCUGCCCCUACCCUUCCCUUUUUUUAAACUUUAUACCUAUGGUGACAGCUACUCACUCACAUUUCAUUAGAAAAUUCAUUUAAUUCAACAAAGAUUAAUCAUUUAAUUCAACAAAGAUUAAUGUUGUAUCGGGUCUCACUAAAAUGAAGAUAUUAAUUUUUGAAAAAUAUGAAAUUUCGAUACUAGCGGCAAUAAUCAUUUAUGAGAAGUAAUGUAAAAAAAUGGAAUUCACAUAUUUUUCUACAAUAAUGACUUAAUAUAAAAAACCAGUCGUAUUUUGAACUGGGAAUAUGAUAAUCAGAGAUUGAUUCCCUCGGCUGAAAAUCUCCUUAAUGACAUAAAAAAAUGUGAUAAUGGAAAUCGUGAUUUGACGUUAUAUACAAUGUUUUUUUUUUUUAAUGGAAUUGCGUCAAAAUCGGCUGAUUUUCGGCUGAUUUGGCGUGCGAUUGCUCUAUGUGUCAUAUCGAUCGAACUUGUUCUGAUUGUAACAACAACAAAACUAAGCCUCUAAAUCGGCUUAGCAGUGGCACGAUGAACGCAAUUUGAGCAUUCGUGAAGAAGCUUAUAACAAUCAAUAGUAAGCGGUCUAGGUUUAGCACGAAUAUGUAGGAGAGUGGGGGAAUACGGACCUAUUAAGAAGAACUCCGAAAAUAUAUUUUAAUACUCAUGUUUCCCAAAACAUAAAUGCAGUUUCUUGCAAUUCAAUAUACUGCUUUUCGAUUUGAUCGGCCAAAAAAGUGUUUUAUAUUUGUUUUGAUUGAAUUAAAACAGACCGAAAAGUACAACUUUUCUUCGAUGCGAUUUUCAACGGACAUGUGGUGGGAGCAAUACGGACAGAUUCAUACGAAGCGCAGGAGUUUAUCGCCUGCAGGAGGAAUUAUUCCGCUGUAUCUAAUUGAUUGUCUGCCCAGCAACUGAAAUAGAACAACCAGAGACAGUGACAGAAAAAAGAGCUGUAUACACUUUCCAUCAUGCAUCGGGUCCCUGCAAACAUUAAAUCGUAUAACUAGCGUAUAUACAGCGUCACAUAUCCCGUAAUUUGCGUAUCAGUUUGGACAAAUAUACAACUCAAACAAUCCAUCUAGUACGACUAUUAUCAUACGUAUAUACGAUUUGUUACAGACAAAUAAAAAACAUAUGGCGGAUAAUAUUCGUGAGUAUAUAUGCAGCCAUCCCAUGCCAGACCAAUAUAGUGGUUCUCAGAUUUUCAUGAAAAGUGGUAUUUUUGUUCUUUACCGCUAAACAUUAGACCCACAUUUUUCUAUUUUUUCAUUAAGGUGACCAUUGCCAUUUUAGAGUCGUUUUUGAACCACUGUACCGAUUUAGAUGAUCGGCAUAUCAAAUUGAAGCCAAUGAGACAGCUUUUUUUGCAAAAUAAUAACUCAAAAACCAAUAAUAAUACCUUUCUGAUUUUCGGAAAUAUUAUGUGAAAAAACCAGAAAAAAUAUAAAAAAAUAUACUUCUACUCAUGAAAACAAUAAAAAACUACAAUCUACAAUCUACAAUCAAUAAUUACGAAAAUUUCAUCCAUUUUAUUAGCAAGUUUAAUAUUUUUAAUAAUUGGCUUCAAUUUGAUAUGGCGAUCAUCUAAAUCAAAUGGUGCAGGGUUCAAAAGUGAAUUUGAAUUUUUGAAAAAAAGUAAUUUUUGGGAAAAGUGGAAAAAAUUGAUUUUUCAGACCACCCUAAAAUGAAAAUGGACACCCCAAUAGAAAAAUAUAAAAAAUACGGGUCUGAUGUUUUGCGAUAAAGAACAAAAUUACCAUGUUUGAUGAAAAUCUGAGAAGCACUAUAUCGGUUUGGCAUGAAAUGGCUAUAUGAGCAUAUUUAUGUUUAUAGAAAUAGAGAAUAUUCAAUUGACUUUUAGAGAGAGAUUUGACAUUCCCUCUCCGCUGAUGGUUAGUCACCUUUCCUUCCGUCUUCAGCUUUAGCUUGGACGACCAGGACCAGGAUUCCGUUCCAUGCUCGCACUCUUCUCCAGAAGUGUAGGGAUAUUAUAGAUAACGGAACGGGUGUCUCAAAAGCAGACUCAGGGUUGCCACAUUCAAUUCUGUAAAAUUUUCUGAAAAAAUCUGUUCGUCUUUUUUUUAGUCAAAAAAUCUGUAUCGAAAAAGUUAAGGGAACAAAAUGAAAGUGAAGGUUUAUUUUAACUUUUUUUUCUUUUAUAUGGGUUGUUCAAGUCGUGUCAGUACAACAAAAUAAAUCGUAGAAAAGUUUUUCGCCUCUGAACUGUAUGAUGUUUUUACAUGGUUUUGUUGAACCUUGCCUUCAAACAUUCUUUCAACUUCAUCCUUAGCUCUCCUCCUCGAGCCGAUACAUAGGUCUUCGCUUUCAAAAAAUAUUCCUUAAUUGUGGGAGCCAACCGGACUUUGUUUUGUUGGCAUUGUAAAACAAAAAUUUUCACUCAACACAUGCUGAUUUAUCCCUUUUGUUUAUUUUAGGCUCAUUGGCGUUUUAGCUGUAACAGAGCCGAAUUUUAAUCGUGUACAUGUCACAUAUUUAUCAUAUCUAUAAUUAGCACAUUACACAGUUGCCAUUUUUCGGCGUUAGAGUAUUCCCUUCUAUACCAUUGCACAUGGUACAAAUUUACACAGUAGCCAUUUAGGCGUAAGAGUUUUCUAUCUGUUCUUCCAUUAUCCAGUUAAGACUGGACAGCGGAGACAGUCGUUGAUCCAUUGUUGAGUUAUUUAUAGAACAGCAGCCCGAUGUUUCUUGCAGAGCAGAGCAGUUGUAUGGAUGAAUCGAUCUUAUUUCGACCGUGGAUCGAUCUCCAUCGCUGAUGAUUGUUGCGUGGACGUAGUUAUUCUGUAACAACACAAAGAUGGUCAAUGGGGGUCCUGAGUUUUGAACUCACGAUCGAAACACAUGCUGAUGAAUGUAAUCAAAAAUGUCGUACAAACGACCUUAGCAAUGGAUACAAAAAAUUCCCUAUCGCGCCUUUCAUCCAACAUCCAACAGCUAAGACCAAGUUAUAUCCGAGUCAAUCAAUUUUUGCCCCAUAAGAUUCGGCUUGAGCAAUCUGAAUUCGUUAUCCAAGCCCUGUCUAUUACCUUCUUCGACGAAUUGAGGAAAUUGGCGCAUCAAACAAAAUUUGAGGGUUUGCCAAGGCCGCAGUUAUGUUUCAUCAGUUCAAUAUAGAAGUCACGACCAAACGAUUUGAAGAUCAACUUCCUAGCUGCAGCCAAUCCUUUUUCAGCUUCUCCUGCUUCGAUACCAUCGCAAACAUCCUCAGGCUUCUUCAGAAAGUCUUCAAAAUCUUUCACAUCAAUGUCAGCAUCAGUUGCACGUAACUCUCCACGCAUAAGUUACCAAACAUGAUCAACAAUAACAUUCUUAUCUCAUUAUAAAGUUCAUAAAAUUGAGAACUUUCUGAUUGAAAAGUGCGAUUUACGUUAUUGAUGAGCGGUAGAACAAUGUUUAGGAACAGCAUAAUGGGUUUAGUUCUAGAAUCGUUUAAAAGAGUCAAUAUACGAUUGGCGGAUUGAUUAUUGUCAUACUUAACUUGGAACGAAAAAUAAAGUUUAACCUCUUCAAAUCGCUCAAGAUUUCGCUUAACAACCUCCAACGAAAACCAUCUCGUUGCGGUGCGUUCAUCAUUUUUAUAAAUCAAGGUAUCCACGAGGUCUGUUCAAAAAGUAUCGCGACUUUCGAAUUUACGCGGGUUCGGUAUAUUCGAUUCUAUAUUUUUUGUGGCAUUAUGUUGGUACUCAUGUCUCUCACUUAUGAUGACAUGUACGGCUAUUUUGAAUGUUCAGUUAAUUUUUCACAACUGAUUUUCUUACACGUGUUUUGGUUCAUCUUCGAUUUUUGCCCAUUGCAAUACGUACAAAGCAUGUAGCGCAGUCGAUUUCCAAUAACUUCCGCAGUUCAACUGAUAGCGCUGUCAAAUUUUGUUUGAAAACUCACGGGUUACUGUGAUUGGCGAUGCAUAAGUGGUCUAAGCACCAAGCGUAAAGGUGAACAAUCGCUAUGUGUUCGUGGCUUGUCGAGUGCAUUUCAGCUGACUUGUACACUGGUGGAAAUAUAUAUAACGCCAUCCCUGUUAUAGUGCUUUUUUGCAAAGUUCUCGAUCAAAGAUAUUUUGUUAUUGUAUUUUUAGAAUCUUAGAACGAUUACCUAUCAUUUGGUUCCGGUUGAGCUAUUGAAUUAAAGGGCUAUGCGUAAAGUGUUGAUUUAUUUCGUUAUUUUGAGGUGGAAAUAAAUAUAACACCACUUUGAAAAUAAGUAUUUAUUCACUUUAUUUCCAGUCUAAAAUCGAAACAAAUGUAAUUAGUAGUGUGUUGCUUCGCCUUUCUUCACAAUAACCUCUUGCAGCCUCCUCGAUAUAGAUUGAAUGAGGGAUUUUACCGUGUUCGGAGUAAUUUUAGCCCACUCGUUUGUGAUAGUUUUUUUUCAGCUGUCCAGCAGUUUCAAAUUUCUUGCCCUGUGCAAAUACAUUUGCAUUUUCGUCCAUAACGUCUUCCAUAAAAGGAAUCAAAAGCUCCUCCAGCAAUUCGCAGUACUUCUCGGAAUUCAUUCUUGUUGAUAUGAAGCAGAUUGGAGUUUUCCCAGCGUCACUGAUGCCUGCCCAAACCAUUACGGUUACUCCUCCGAAGUUGUGAGAUUCUCUUGUUGGUUUUUUCUUCCGUUUAUCUUGCCAACAGUCAGCAGAACCGUCAGGACCGUCCAAAUUAAACUUUUUCUCAUCGCUGGAAACCAUUCUAGACCACUCUUCAUCCCAGAAUUGGAAUUUCUCGGCGAAAUUCAGUCGUGCCUUCUUAUGCCGAGGAAGUAGUCGCGGUACAGGUACGGAUUUCCUGUACGAAAGGUUCUGUUAAGCGAGGACGUCGUCCGGGACGCUUCUAUGUGGCGUACUGAGCACCCAACCGGAUAUAGUUUGUCACGGUAUCUCUGUUCCUUCCAAUUUUACGCGCUAUCUCGCGGAGAGAAAAUCCUUCCUCCUUCAAAACAUCGAUUUUACCACGCUCCUUCUCCGUUAAAAUCGUUCCCUUCGGCAUGGUCCUUGAAAAUUGGAAUAAUAUAUUACUUAAAAUGUGCCUAUGCUUUUCUCUAUUUGCUAACAACCUUUAAUAGACUUGACUCCCAGUUAUUUUCGAAUUACACUAACGUUAAGCGUAAGUAAACGAGCUAGGCUAAGUAAACGACAUGGUGGCGUUAUAAAUAUUUCCAUCUCAAAAUACACAAAACAAGUGUAUACUAGUGUGCGUACAAUAAUAAACCUACGGAAUUGACAGUUACACUGAUGCAAAAGCUAACAUCAAAAAUAAUUGUGGCGUUAUAUAUAUUUCCACCAGUGUAGUUCUUACGUGGUUGUCCCUCACUGUAGUACAUUUCAAACAAAUACAACCUCGCAAUAUGGGUGAGAAUGUGAAAUUGAUCGCCUUUAGCCAUUGAUUAAAAUAAUUUCUUUCAACGUGGAAUAACCGAAACAUUUGCCGUAAUACGAUAGAAGAAUUUUGUUCUUACGAGUUUGUUAACGUAACGUAAUGUUUGCAGCAAAAACGCUGCUUAAAAAGUAAUUGUUACUGAAGCUGCAAAUCGCUUCCACACUACUCUCAGAGCAUGUUUUGGUCUAAAUGAGCUGUGGUGGGAGAUUUUUAAAAACGACCUUUUCAAAAUGGUGCCUAGAAUAUUAUUUUAUAAAAAUGUGAAAGGUAUUCGUUGGUAUUCGUUUGUUGGAAAACAUUGAAAAACGAAUGUGUCAAAAGUAGCCCGAGAUGACGGCAUCAAAUUUUCAAAAAAUAUGAAGAGAAUUUCGUAUUCAAAUUCGUAUAUUCCCAUUCAUACAAAGAAAAAUAAUUAAAUGAAACAAGUACGGUAAGUACAUGGCAGAUUUACUUCACCAGAAUAUGUCCCCAAUGACACAAAAAGACUAAGCAAUUGUGUUCCCAUGAGGCUGAAAAAUAUGUUGUGCUACGAAAAGUUCCAAUUCAUGAAUGUUCCGUUCAAUUAACAUCUCGAAUUAAUAAAAUUCCACUGCAAGGUAUGCUGCGUUCUGUUUUGUCGCAUACCGAUUUGUUUCUACUCGUCUCUGCAAAGAACUCAAGUUUUAGGAACGUAUAUAUUGACUUUUUUCAUCGAAUGAUUUUUCAUUCUAAAUUAUUGUGAUGAUACUGAUAUAAUUGAUCUCAAUGCUGAGUGAUGAUACUGAUAUCGAAACUGCGUUUUGUCGGUCCUCGCCAAUAGCCAAUAUUUAUCAGAAAUGAAAUUUUCAGGAAUAUUUGCCACAGAGUUUAUAUUAUUCAAGAAAAAUCAAUUAACAAGUUUGGCAGAAUGUUAAAAAUGUAUUCAAAAGUGUUCGAAAAGUGAUCAGACCCGGUUUUUUUGUGAUUCUGUCUGCGAUACCAACACAGACAGAAUCAAUGGUAACAACAUUCUAAAACACCUAAACAAGAAACGAGAAAUAACACAAACAGAUUCAUGAAAUGCGUGUGUUGUUGCGUACGCGAGAAACCAACCGAUCAGAAUGGUAGCAUAAAAUCAAACUAAUUUAAUCAACCAAAAUCUGUAUUCUAAAACUCUACCAUCUCUAUCGUGAUUGGAUAGGGGUUUGCAUCAGCGCACGAUGCAAAGUAUUUGCAUUCGCGCGUUUCACUAGGAUCAAUCUUUAUCACCCCUGUUUUGAGAGAAGGAGCAUGAGAGGGUCAGUUUGUCGGAACGGUGUUUGGUGAUAAUCUAAAAAUCUGUUUCUGUCAAGGAGGAGAUUUCAAAUAACUGACAAGAUAUAAUUAUAUAACUCGGUUCCUUUAUAUUUUCCUUCGUAAAAAUACUUGCUCUCGGUGGUGAUUCCGCUACCCGAAAAAAAUUAGAAUUGUGUUCAUUAAACCAUAAAUAAAGUGCCACACAGCGAUUCCUCUGCUCCUUCUCUCACCGAUUAGCAAACAAGAAACAGAAGUGAAAUUAACUUAGAACAAGACCAAACAUAUAUCAAUGAAGGGAAGGAGAAAACUGAUAUCACACUCUAAUCACAAUUUAAAAUAAUUUAGAACAAACAAACAAACAAACAUAUGAAUCAAUUCAUGCAGAAAUGAACAACUCACCCAUACACACAUACAUUAGUACGAUAAUUGGAAUUAAAUGACUAGGGCGCAAAACGCCAUUGCUAGUGAAGGCAGAAAAACUAUUACUUAUACGAGAUACAAAUAAGCAAACAAAAAAAAAACACACACACACAACCACUUUGAAUAAGAAAUCGAAUUGCAAUGGAUGAAGAACGAAUAGUGUUCUGUUCGCAUGACAGCAGUAAUUAAACAGUGUAAUUCGUAAGUAUUUAAACGGAGAAUGCACACAGAGACACACACCAACAAAGGGGGCGCUCGAUUCUGCCGCGUCCAGUUUCGAACGCGGACGACUAUUUAUUAUUAUGAACUAAACUAUUAUUAAAAUUAUUGAAAAUAUUAUUAUUAAUGAUGAUGAUUAUUAUUACAAUUAGUGAGGUGUAGAUGGUAGCGAAAAUUAUACACAUUGAUACUAAACGAACGUUGGGCGCCGAGAUUGAUAUGGAUAACAAAACAAACCGCUGAAAGCAGUGGAAAAGCGUCUUAUAUACACAAAACCCAUACACACAUACACACACAUAGAAGAACGGAAACAUGCAUUCAAUUGCAUCGAAGAAAAAAACACCGAAAAUAGAAUAAAACGCAUUGGGUGGGGGUGUUACAAUUGGGAGGGAUGACAGUUUUCCCGACUUGUGCUCUUUCAUAGUUUUUGUAUAGUUUCGAGGGGGCGCAAAAUCUGUGUAACGUGGUUCAAAAAUCGGUAUAUUUUUGAUAGAGAUUGUUAUUGCUUAAUAGAUUGUUUUUAAACUAUAAUUUUCCAACAUUUUUUACAAAAACAACAAAAAAAGGAGAAGAUCAUUAAUCUGAUUCAAGUGUGUGUAUAGUUUGAGGGCAACAUUAGACACAGUUGUUCCCCACUGCGAAAGUGCGCGGAGCAAAACAUAUUUCCAUUUUUUUAAAAUAGUUUUGUUUUUACAAUUUUUCCGUUCCGAUGUAAAUAUAUAUUUUGAAGCCGAUUUUAUAUCAACUUUGUGAAAGACAAAACAUAGAACGGAGCGAAGAUAAUUCGGGAGAAUUAAUCGUUGACUUAUAUGAAAUGAGAAAACAAAAAAAAAACAUAAAAAAACACAUUCAUAUGAACAAGGAAGAACAAAAGAAAAUAAAAAUAGUUAAUUUAA